Daucus carota subsp. sativus is the source of this 1425-nucleotide messenger RNA. Its product is annotated as UPF0613 protein PB24D3.06c. Bases 109 to 1116 code for a protein of 335 amino acids. Lineage: Eukaryota; Viridiplantae; Streptophyta; Magnoliopsida; Apiales; Apiaceae. The transcript is spliced from 9 exons. The record is from RefSeq and is a predicted model, not a curated record.
CCUGCAUAAAAAAUGCUAAGCAUUUGAUCUAUCUGUCCAAACAUGAGAUGCUAACUGGAAAUCGAAGAAACUUAGAUUUGGUAUGGGGUUGUAUGUUUAUGCACUAAAAUGAGUACAACUCCAACUGGGUCUAGUUCAACAGCUGGUUCUUGGUUUUCAGGCAUUGUACGAGGUCGUUUUGACAAGUCUUCUACUAGUCCCAAAAUGGCCAACAAUUCAGCAGACUUCACUGGAACUAAUGUGGGCCCAGUUAAUAAGAAGAAACAGUUUCAAGGGGUUUUGUUUAAGUAUGGUCCUAAGUCUAUUCAGGUUGCCUUUAAAACUGGUGACUAUAAACAGCAAGCUAUAUUUGUUGGAGGGCUGACAGAUGGAUUUUUGGCUACCGAUUACUUGGAACCUCUUGCUAUUGCUCUUGACAAAGAGAAAUGGUCACUAGUCCAGUUUCUGCUCUCCUCUUCUUACAGUGGAUAUGGCCUCUCAAGUUUAAAAGAAGAUGCCAUGGAGCUUGAUCAAUUGAUUAGUUACUUCAUAAAUAAAGAAGAUUCUGAGGGUGUGGUCCUGAUUGGACAUAGUACUGGCUGUCAGGAUAUUGUGCAUUACAUGCGGACGAAUUUUGCAUGUUCUAGAGCAGUCCGCGGAGCCAUUUUGCAGGCUCCGGUCAGUGAUCGGGAAUAUAAAGCAACUCUUCCUGAAACUGCGGCUAUGAUUGAUAUGGCCUCAAAGAUGAUUAGUGAGGGCCGAGGGUCUGAAUUAAUGCCCAGAGAAGCAAAUCCAGAUUCGCCUAUAACUGCCUAUAGAUACCAUUCCCUCUGUGCAUACAUGGGUGAUGAUGAUCUAUUCAGCUCUGACCUUAGUGAUGAUCAGUUGAAACAGAGACUAGGACACAUGUCAAACACGCCAUGCCAGGUUAUUUUUUCUAUGGGUGAUGAGUACAUACCGGAAUAUGUAGACAAGAAAGCAUUGGUUGACAGAUUGUGUAGAGCAAUGGGUGGUGCAGAGAAAGUUGAGAUUGAAUAUGGCAAUCACUCUCUGUCUAACAGAGUUACUGAAGCUGUUCAAGCAAUAAUGGACUUUGUAAAGAGAGGACCUACUGGAUGGGAUGAUCCUUGGAGCUAAACUUAAAUGGUCUCCUCCUGUAACUUCAAUUCACUUCUAAAUUUCCUCUAGCUCGUAUCGUGUCUUAGCGCAUCUCCAUGAAUUUCUUGCUAUUUAGAAGCCCGUACGGUACAGGACUAGAGGUUGCUCAAGCUGAAUUAUGUUGUGAGAAUUCAGGAAUUGUUACUCAAAAUCAUUAAGCAGUGGAAUAUAAAUUUUGGUACAGUUUAAAGAGCUAGCAAAUUUAUGUUGCAUACAACAAUUUUGGGUUUAUUUUAUAAUUUGCUUAGAACCAUGAUAUAAUGCAUGUUAUGUUCUGGAAUUGCAUUA